AUGAGGUUUGGGAAGAAGGGGAAGUUGUCUCCGCGCUUCGUUGGGCCUUUUGAGAUUUUGGAGCGUAUUGGGGAAGUGGCAUAUUGGUUAGCCUUGCCGCCACCACUAUUUGGAGUUCACGAUGUUUUUCAUAUUUCUAUGCUUCGGAAAUACGAGCCCGAUCCAUCACAUGUGUUGGAUUGGACUAAGUUAGAGGUGGACAAGGAUGUCUCUUAUGAGGAGAGACCAGUGAGGAUCUUAGACACUAGGGAUCAAGUCUUGCGUGGUAAGACAAUUACCUUGGUGAAAGUGUUAUGGAGACACCACGGGGUUGAGGAGGCGACUUGGGAACGUGAGGCUGAAGUCUGUGAGAAGAAUCCAGACCUUUUUAUCGAUGUUAGAGAGUUGUAA
Messenger RNA from Camellia sinensis, 390 nucleotides. RefSeq lists its product as uncharacterized. The record is from RefSeq and is a predicted model, not a curated record. Lineage: Eukaryota; Viridiplantae; Streptophyta; Magnoliopsida; Ericales; Theaceae.